Gregarina niphandrodes is the source of this 400-nucleotide messenger RNA. RefSeq names its product putative tRNA (adenine-N(1)-)-methyltransferase catalytic subunit. The record is from RefSeq and is a predicted model, not a curated record. Gene Ontology annotation, biological process: tRNA methylation. Gene Ontology annotation, cellular component: nucleus; tRNA (m1A) methyltransferase complex. NCBI's taxonomy places the organism in Eukaryota, Apicomplexa, Conoidasida, Eugregarinorida, Gregarinidae. The transcript has a single exon. The annotation marks the transcript as partial.
GUGUUCCAAUACAGGAGUGGGAAGUUCUGGCAUGAUGAUAUAAUUGGCGCGCGGUUUGGCACACGCAUUUAUGACCGGAAGACGUGUCGGCAGAGUGCGGUGUUGCUCCGUCUAACGCCGGAGUUGCGUACGAAUUGUUUGGCACAUCGCACGCAGGUGGUCUAUGCGCCAGAUCUAGCGGUCGCCAGCAUGUUGCUUGAUUGCAACCACGGGCGCGUCAUCGUUGAGAGCGGGACCGGCAGCGGGAGUGCUACGCUCAGUUUCGCGCGAAGCGUGGGACCCACGGGCCACGUACACACGUUCGAAAACAAUAAGGCAAGAGCGCGACACGCAGUUCAGGAGUUCCAACAACUCGGGGUCCGCAAUGUUUCCUGCUACGUUACGGACGUGUACCGCGACG